GAAUUCAAGAUCAACUGCUAUAAAAAGAAGGUUUAUAUCCGUCAAUUCAUUAGUUGAGGAUUGAAUCUGAAAGCAUGAAGACAGGUUUAGUUUUUGUUUUUGUUCUUGUCGGAGCAGUUUCUGGAUUUCGAGGAAACUUUAGAGAUUAUUACAGGCAAAAAUGCAGCAAGGAAUCUUGGGACAAUAUUUGGAGAUCAACAGGAACCGUUCCCAAUAAACUCAGUCAGGUUCCUGAUGUGCCUUUAUACAUGGAAACGGCUUCUGGUACCAAGAUAUUUCCAAACCAAACCCUAGACACAGCACAGUUGUUGAACAGACCUUCCUUCAAGUGGAAUGCUGAUCCCAAUGCGUUGUAUACACUACUCAUUGAAGAUAAUGAUAUCGAACUUGGUUCGAUCAAGUAUGCUCAUUUGCUGGUUACAAAUAUACCAGGGUCGAAUGUGUAUGGUGGAGACGAGGUGAUAGAAUAUAUUCCGUCCUUCACUGUGAAUAUACGGGAUAAUGAAAAACUAGAAACUAGAGUGAAUAUUACCAACAGGCAUCUUGUUCUUGUGUACAAACAGCCUGGGCGGAUAAAUUUUGAUAAGAAGCAGUCUGGAUGUAAUCCUGAAAUAUUUUCUAACAGAAUAAUUGAUCAUGAUGCUUUACAACAACAGUAUGGACUACAGGGCCCGGUUGCUGGAAACUUUUACAGGAUUGGAUAUAGUUCCGGGAAUACGGAAUAUUAUAUAUGCUAUCUUUCCGCUUGUACAGGUAGACCACUCCCAGUCCUACUGAGCGGGAUUAAUGAUAAACCAUUAUCAGAGUGUUAAAUGACGAGGCCCAAGAUAGAACACCAAGAUAGAAGUUUAAUUAUAUAUAAGCAUUAUACAAUAUGGCAGGAGAAUCGUUUAUUAAAUACAUAUAUUUUCACUUUCA
Messenger RNA from Eurytemora carolleeae, 918 nucleotides. RefSeq names its product putative odorant-binding protein A5. Lineage: Eukaryota; Metazoa; Arthropoda; Copepoda; Calanoida; Temoridae. The record is from RefSeq and is a predicted model, not a curated record.